UCUCCUAUCCCCGUCCCUCCUGUCCCGCGCUCCGGGGCGGAACCCGCGCGGAGCGGCGGCGGCGGCGCCCCCUGGCGGCGGGCGGUGGCGGCGGCGGCGCUGAGGCCCCGCGGCGGCGCUGCCGUGUUGACAGCGGCGGCCGCGCCGGGAGCUGCCCCGGGAAGGGGGUUGGCGGCGCCGGUUCUCCGCUCUCGGCUCCGCGAUGGCCUUCAUGGAGAAGCCGCCGGCCGGCAAGGUUCUGCUGGACGACACGGUGCCGCUGACAGCGCAGAUCGAGGCGAGCCAGAGCCUGCAUUCGCACACGGAAUACAUAAUCCGUGUCCAGAGAGGAGUGUCAACAGAAAACAGUUGGCAGAUUGUGAGGCGAUAUAGUGACUUUGACUUGUUGAAUAACAGCCUGCAGAUCUCAGCUCUAAGUCUACCUCUUCCUCCAAAAAAGUUGAUUGGAAAUAUGGAGCGUGAAUUCAUUGCUGAAAGACAGAAGGGACUCCAGGCCUAUCUGGAUGUAAUUACUACCCAUCACAUACUGUCUAACUGUGAACUGGUAAAGAAAUUCUUGGACCCAAACAGCUAUUCUGUAAAUUACACUGAAAUUGCCUUACAGCAUGUUUCGAUGUUCUUCCGGUCAGAGCCAAAGUGGGAAGUAGUUGAACCAUUAAAAGAUAUAGGUUGGCGAAUACGUAAGAAAUAUUUCUUAAUGAAAAUUAAGAAUCAGCCAAAGGAACGACUAGUGUUAAGCUGGGCUGAUCUUGGCCCUGAUAAAUACUUGUCUGACAGAGACUUACAGUAUGCUGUGAAACUUCUUUCUUCCUGUUCUCAUCCCUAUAUUUACAAAAUCACUUUUGCCACUGCCAACGAAUCUUCAGCUCUGGUUAUUAGACCAUACAGUGAAAAAGGGACACUAAAGGACCUUAUUUAUAAGGCAAAGCCAAAAGAUCCGUUCCUGAAGAAGUAUUGCAAUCCGAAAAAAAUUCAAGGUCUUGAACUUCAGCAAAUAAAAACAUAUGGAAGGCAAAUACUAGAGGUAUUAAAAUUCCUCCAUGAGAAAGGAUUUCCUUAUGGCCAUCUUCACUCUGCCAAUGUGAUGUUGGAUGGGGAUACCUGCAAGUUACUGGAUCUAGAAAAUUCCUUGUUGGGACUUCCAUCAUUUUAUCGAUCCUACUUUUCACAGUUUCGGAAAAUUAAUACUUUAGAGGGUGUUGAUGUUCAUUGCUUCGGACACUUACUGUAUGAAAUGACCUACGGAAGACCUCCAGACACGAUUCCAGUGGAGAGCUUCCCCCCUGCUCCAUCAGUGUUUGUUGUAUCAGUGUUGGAGUCCAUUCUGACUUGUGAAGCUCUGAAGAAUGGGAUGCCAACUGUCUCACGGCUCUUACAGAUGCCAUUAUUCAGUGACGUCCUGCUAACAAACUCUGAGAAACCACAGUUUAAGAUUCCUACUAAGCUAAAAGAGGCAUUGAAAAUCUCCAAGGAAUGCAUAGAAAAGCGAUUAACAGAAGAACAGAAAUUGAUUCACCAGCACAGAAGGCUGACAAGAGCUCAAUCUCAUCAUGGCUCUGAAGAAGAAAAAAAGAAAAGGAAGAUCUUGGCACGAAAAAAGUCAAAGCGCUCUGCCAAUGAAAGUGGAGAAGAACACUCAGCCAAAUACAGCAACUCAAAUAACUCAGCAGGCUCUGGGGCGAGUUCCCCUCUAACAUCUCCAUCAUCCCCCACUCCGCCCUCCACAGCAGGCAUCAAGUUUACAGCAUCUGAUUUACUUCCUAUUCCUUUUAACACACUCUUUUAACAAAAAUGUCCCUGUAAAAACCCUUGGUAAGUUCUUGUUUGAGUGUUUUAUUCUUACAACUGCAUGAAUGAAUACAAUGUGUGUUUGCAGGCAACAUCCUUCAACAUAUGUACUGGAAGGGUCUCAUGAUGGCUAAGCACUUGUCUUGAAUGUUUUUUCUAGUAAAUGCAGGAAAAUAUUUCACUGUAGGGCAGAACAAUUUCAUCUGUAGAUGUAAAUGUAUAUGAAUGCAUGUCUGUGAACUGAGAUCUCUUUUGCACCACUUGUGUCAAGGAGGGAAGGACAGCUUGGUGUUGAUUGCCUAACUCAAGUGAAUGGAUUUGAAGAUUUUUGUAUCAUGCUCUUAAUUAACAGGUUCAAUAUGCAAUGCUCAUAGUUAGUCAGAUACCAUUCUAAACCCUGUGUGUAUUUAUGUCUUAAGGUGGAGCUCAGGUGUAAGAGUAUAGUUCUUUGUUAUCAGUUUCCCAAGUUUUACUACAUGAUGUUGCCAGCAGCUCGAUUUCAAUAGUGAGUCCUGAGGAAUUUAACAAUUGUCCAGGAAGAAAGGUGACCUCUGCUCCUACUUCCCUGUCUUUUCUACUCUUGUAAAAUAACCAGACCAAAAUUUGGAUAUAACAUGUGGAAUCUUGGCCUACUGAUUCUUAGUGAUCCCAGCAUUUUGUGUCUGUUUUGCCCUCCAUGUGUCAAACAUGUGCCUUCUUUCACCACAUGUGUUACCCUUGUAUUUGUAUUCCCUGGCCACUGCUUUUAUGGUCAUUCCCUAUUGCAUCUUGUACAACUACUUGCAUAGUUUCUUUCAGCCUCACCUUGCAAUUCCAGACAAAAAUCUUCUCUUUGUUCUCUGCAGUUCUUGCAUCUCUUUGAAGUAAUUUCUUUUGUGAUUAGCUGCUCUUGGUGCUUUUACAGCAGUUUAUGUGAUCUGUUGGUACACCAGUCCUGCAGGGUUCUGCUCUGACCACUUCAACCACUCAGUGGGUCCUUGGACUGUUCUUGGUCUUGUUCUUCCUUUGGCCGAGUGCUACGUUUUUCUUUCCUGGCAGUCUAUCCCCAAGAGAAACAGGACUCUAAUGCUGGGAAUGUUUUUUCAGUAUUUCUAAUAGUAAAUUGAUGUACAUCUUUGGCAAGUGUAAGAAGCAGAUUUGGAUAAGUAUAGAAGGGCCCCAGUGUGCAAUUUAUUUCAGUUUGUGCUGCCAUUGUGUAAAGUUUUGAUUCCUUCAGAAAGCAGUUGAUCCACAUGCAACAGGCAGGUUAAAUUGUUUCAGUUGAUCUCUGGUAUUCUAUUAGGGCUUGAGUAUUUCCUCUGGAAGGGAAGAGAGUGAAGAUGAGCUCAAUAUGUACUUCAAUGCAUUAUUUUCACAGAAGGCUUUCAUGCCAAUGAGAAUUUCUCCUGAAGAGCUGGAAGUGCUACAGUCACAGCCCAUAUUAAUGUCCAUUGGCAAAAUUGGAUGCUUUAUAUGAAUACUCUGCAUUUUCAGCUUGCUCUCAUAUGGGAAAAGUCUUUCUUCAAACACUGGUACAGAUAGAAAAUGAAGGAGUUUUGAAUUAUAUCUUUCAUCUAUUAUAACUGCUUGUUUUAAUAACAGCAGUUCUGUUUUUACUCUUACUUGUUAGUCUAAAAACAAAUGAUGAGGAAUUGAGAGACAAAUGGAGCACAGAGAACUUUUGUCUGCUUUUUUUCUGUAGUUGAGCUUUAUCCUUCAUCAAAUUCCUUUUGAGUCUAAGUUGCAUAAUGUUACAUAAUUCCUCGAUAUUUGCUCACUUCUAGCAAGCAGUUGUACUUCAGGAACAACAGUCUUGCCUUAAUGUUUUUUUUACCUUGCCCAGUAUCACAGUUCUUGCCACUUAACAGUAUAUUCCUCUUUGUAGGUCAGAGCUAGUGGAAGCAGGUGCUAAUAGGUGCCAUUUGUCUCUUCAUUCUUCCUAUGGCAUAACCCAUGAUCUGGAUGAUAGAGUUGAAAUUCACUGCUGAGUAGUUCCAGGAUAUUAAUCAUUAUGCUCCUACUCCUUCCAGAAUAUGAGAGAGAUAGGCCCAUUAUUAUUUGACUUGUGUAGCAACGAUGGUGCAAUGUGCACAAGAUCAGGGGGUUGGGAGAGUGCCUGGGGCAGAUGAGGCCACUUGCCUGGGUCUGCACUGCCAGAGAACAGCUCCUUGCAGGCCCACUGUGGGCUCUGGCUUCCCCGGGGUCAGGGCUGGAGGCUGAGGUUGGAUGAGGAGCACAAAGUGGAUGUGGCUGGAGUAGAAAGCAAGGGACAGAGUGCAAAGGUGGGAACAGGAGAGGCAGGCUGGAGGUGUGUGUGACAGUGUUGUGAUUCAUUCAGUCUGUCAAAAUAACCAUUUGUUACAACAUAUUUGGAGAAAGUCAAACAGACCUUUGGAAGUGUAAAACACUUCCAGAAAACUCUAUCUGCAGUUAGCACUUGAAAAAUGAAGUAUAAUCUGACCAAGCAAAAUGGUCAUCACAGAUACUACAGUGAUGCAGUCCUUCAUUCAUAGGAAUGUAAAGUGAGUUACGGAAGUAAGAACAGGUAGUAAAAUAGCUUCAUUUUUGUUACUGUUCAUGUCCCAAAGAGCAAAUUGCUCCACUAGGGACAAAUAGGAGAGUCUGAAUCUGGGAAGUCCCAUUAGGUGCUCUCUAUUUUCCCUAGUGCAAGAUCACAUAUGAGUCAUGUUUUGCAUCUGAGUCCUGAGGCUCUUCAAGCUUCAUUUCAGAGGUAUUUCACAUGACAUGACUCACCUGCAGAUAGAGGGGUUUGACCACUUUGGCAUUUUCCAUCUGUUCUGUUCUUCACACUCCACUGGCAUUCAAGGGGUGACAUGACUAGUGCAGGACUGACCGAGUCCAGCCAAGCAGGCCUCUGUGGCAGGACAUCCCUGGCAUAAUCAAAUCCGUCUUCUCUCCCCAACU
Prinia subflava (tawny-flanked prinia) is the source of this 4692-nucleotide messenger RNA. RefSeq names its product PX domain containing serine/threonine kinase like (gene PXK). Gene Ontology annotation, cellular component: plasma membrane. Gene Ontology annotation, biological process: protein phosphorylation; negative regulation of ATP-dependent activity; negative regulation of monoatomic ion transport. Lineage: Eukaryota; Metazoa; Chordata; Aves; Passeriformes; Cisticolidae. Gene Ontology annotation, molecular function: ATP binding; actin binding; protein kinase activity. The transcript is spliced from 18 exons. The coding region runs from base 203 to 1786 and encodes 527 amino acids. The record is from RefSeq and is a predicted model, not a curated record.